Molecule: messenger RNA, 1283 nt
Organism: Medioppia subpectinata
Lineage: Eukaryota; Metazoa; Arthropoda; Arachnida; Sarcoptiformes; Oppiidae
Source: the annotation of a GenBank genome assembly
AGUUUGGAUGACCUGAUAAGGGCGGGCAUAAAUUUGGCCGAUUCUGUGGUAGUGGUGAACAAGGAGUCGACCAAUUCAGCCGAAGAAGACUAUUUGGCCGAUUGUAAUACAAUAGUUGCCGUACAGACCAUGUUUAAGAUGUUUCCGUCGGCGCGUAUGAUCACAGAAUUGAGUCAAUCAAGUAAUAUGCGAUUCAUGCAGUUUAGAGCUCAUGACGCCUAUGCGCUCUCUCUAUCCAAAAUGGAAAAGAUGGAAAGGGAACGCGGAUCUCAUAUAUCAUACAUGUUUAGGCUUCCAUUCGCUGCCGGGAGUGUCUUCAGUGCCUCAAUGUUGGACACAUUGCUAUACCAGGCGUUUGUCAAAGACUACAUGAUUACAGUGGUUCGGCUAUUGUUAGGCAUAGAUCAGGCGCCCGGCUCUGGCUUCUUGUCCUCCAUGCGGAUCACAAAAGACGACCUCUGGAUCCGCACUUACGGCCGACUCUAUCAGAGGUUGUGCUCCACGACUUGCGAAAUACCUAUCGGUAUAUAUAGAACUCAAAGCACACAAAAUCCGGAACUGUUUCCCGGGGUCCAAAUAGCGUACGAUUUUGUGUUUCCUGUGAGCGAACAAAUGAAUUUUCAACAAAUCAGUGUCGAAGUCGAGCGCCAAGAGAUCACGAAUCUGGUCCGCAAUCGACUCACAGACAUGGGUAUACCUCAGGAAGACUACGAUAAUUGCUCUGAAAAGCGAAGUAGUCUUUCGUAUGUUAUUAUUAAUCCAAACUGUGAUCUCAAACUAGAAGAGGGAGACAUUAUCUUCAUAAUAAAGCCGAGUCCUAUCAAUAGUAAGAAGAUAUUUCUGACGCGAGGAAACUCAAUGCGCUCUAAGUCUCCCUCAUGUCGUGUCAAACGAUCGCGAAGUUCUCAAUCAAACGUCAAUAAUAGAGAGCAUCCGACCAUAGAUGUGGUCAUCGAUACUGUGGCCACGCCUUUGAUCGGCUCACCCGAGAGUCCCGAAGCCAAUGACAGCGACGGCAGUCAUUGUUCGCUUCCCGGCGUUACGCAGCCGACGACCACCGCUGGUCUCGAGUGUCUUCUCGUGGGUCUCGAAGACAGUGGCGUCAAAAUACAUAUUAAUGACGAUAAGACUGAUAGUAGUUUCAACGGCACUAUCGUCUAAACACACUCUUUUGGUUUUAUGUUUUGUUUUAUCAAAUUUUUUGACAAGUUUUUUGGAUUUGAGUUUCGAUUGAAAAUUGUUAUUUCAAAACACUUAUUAAAACUAUGCGCACAAACAAAGGG